AUGGCUUCCUUAGUAGAGUUAUCGGAUAAUGAAUAUGAUGAAGUAGUGCUUGAUGAUAGUCCUAUUAAUGAUGAAGGUGGCGAAGCACCCGAGGUUGAUGAUGGUGUCGAAGAACCGAAGGUUGGAAUGACCUUUUCUAGUGAGGAAGAAGUUCGAUCUUACUAUAUGAAGUAUGCUAAGCAGAAAGGGUUCGGGGUGCGAAGAAGGAAUUCUAGACAAAGUGAGGACGGGAAAGUUAGAUGGUUUACAUUAGUAUGUGCGUGGCAAGGCAUAACAAAGAGUCGGGCUUCCAAUGUCCUCAGGCCAAGACAAACGGAGAGGGUAGGGUGCAAAGCAAGAGUUAAUUCAGUUUUGAAUGAGGACGACGGAUACACCUUGUCCAGUGUCAUAUUGGAUCACACACAUUAUUGUAGUCUGGGGAAAUCCAGACGCUUUAGAUGUUUCAAGAAGGUAGAUGGGAGGGUUAAAAAAAGGCUUGAAAUAAAUGAUGAGGCCGGAAUACGUACGUCAAAGACUUUCAAGAGUGUAGUUGUUGAAGCAGGGGGUUAUGAGAAUGUGCCAUUUGGGGAGAAAGAAUGUCGAAACUAUAUUGAGAAAGCACGACAACUUCGCCUCGGAGUUGGAGGCGUUGAAGCACUAAUGAACUACUUCCAGGAUAUGCAAAAAAAAAAUGCUGACUUUUAUUAUGCGAUCGAUGUGGGUGCUAACAUGAGGUUAAAGAAUGUCUUUUGGGCAGAUGCCCGAAGUAGAGCUGCAUAUCAAUCAUUCGGGGAUGUGAUCACUUUUGAUACAACAUACCUUACCAAUGCGUAUAAAAUGCCUUUUGCACCAUUUGUUGGUGUCAACCAUCAUGGUCAGUCAAUCUUAUUUGGGUGUGGAUUGAUAUCCAAUGAGGAUGCACAAACUUUUGAGUGGUUGUUUGAGUCAUGGUUGAAAUGUAUGAAUGACCAACCACCAAAUGCAAUCAUUACCGACCAAGACAAGGCGAUGCAACUAGCAAUUGCCAGGGUGUUCCCAUCGUCGAGGCAUCGCUUUUGUUUGUGGCAUAUCAUGAAGAAGCUUCCAGAGAAAUUUGGGUCACAUUCUCAAUAUAACGAGAUCAAGAGUAGUCUACACAAAUGUGUGUACGACUCGUUGUAA
Carya illinoinensis is the source of this 1140-nucleotide messenger RNA. RefSeq names its product protein FAR1-RELATED SEQUENCE 5-like. The record is from RefSeq and is a predicted model, not a curated record. The coding region runs from base 1 to 1140 and encodes 379 amino acids. NCBI's taxonomy places the organism in Eukaryota, Viridiplantae, Streptophyta, Magnoliopsida, Fagales, Juglandaceae. The transcript has a single exon.